CUGGAGUGCGGCUGCGCGCGGCAAUGUACGUUGUUGGAUGACGCGUUUUGUCAGGAGAACGACGGAUAGAAAGAAGAUAGGUGAAAAGUGAGCUCGGUGCAGGGGAGGGGCAGCUGUACCCUUGUAGCUCCUCCACACAGACGGAAAGCAAACAAGCCUACCCUAAAACGACCUAAAUCAAACGGAUUGGGGAUCGGCCAUUGAAACACAAUCGGACGGUUAUUCGAUUCAUCCUCGGCCGACGCGACUCGGUUGGAUUCGAUUAGUCGCGCCGCUUCACUAGCCCGGAGGCCGCCGAAACAACCCCAUCGCCAUUAUAUGAUCCACUUCCUAGCGUCGCUGCUGCCCUCCAUGUGGGUGAGGGACCUGUGCGUGUCGGGCUAUGGCGAGAAAAACAGUUAGCAGGAAAAGGAAAGCAGAGGAGCCCAAGGAACAACAGUUGGACUGGUGUCAGAGUGUGUUUAAGCGUGCCCGCGUGUCCAGCUCAGCGCGUCAUGCCCAGCACUGGUGGCAGAGUCGGCGGUCGGUGGUGUGCUCUGUGAGAGGGAGGGAGUUCCGUCCGCAGCAGCAGCAUGAGUGGAGCUUCCAGCGGAGUCUGCGCGGAUUUGCUGCCGGACGCAUUCCCGGAAUCCUCAGAGAGAGAGAGUUCUCCCUCGGCCGCCUCAACAAGGUGUUUGCUUCCCAAUGGCUCAACCACAGGCAGGUGGUGUGCGGGACCAAAUGCAACACGCUAUUUGUGGUGGAUGUCCUCUCGGGACAGAUAACCAGGAUACCUAUGCUGAAAGACAGAGAGGGCAGGGGAGAUGUCUCCCAGGGUUUGGGUGGAGUGGGAGGCCAUUUCCAUUUCCACAAUCCAGGAUCAGUCGGUGGCCUGGAUGUCCAGCAGGGAUGUGGCAUCCAUGCCAUAGAGCUGAACCCCUCUCGUACUUUGCUGGCCACUGGAGGAGACAACCCCAACAGCCUGGCAGUGUACAGACUUCCCACACUUGACCCUGUCUGUGUCGGAGAUGAUGGGCACAACGACUGGAUAUUCUCCAUUGCAUGGAUCAGUGAUACCAUGGCAGUCUCAGGAUCUCGCGAUGGUUCCAUGGGUCUGUGGGAGAUAUCAGAGGAGGUUUUGUCUCAAGCGGAGAAGCGUCAGAAUGUGGAAGGUGUUCCUUGUUACUCCCACAUCUCUCACCGCGCUCUCAAGGACAUCCCGAAAGAAUACACCCACCCCUACAACUGCAAAGUGCGCGCACUGGCCUUCAACAACAGCCAUAAGGAGUUGGGUGCCGUUUCUCUAGAUGGAUAUUUCCAUCUGUGGAAAGCAGAAGACAACCUGUGUAAGGAGCUUUCUACGAAACUUCCUUACUGUAAGGAGAAUGUGUGUCUGGCUUACGGGAUGGACUGGUCUGUUUAUGCAGUCGGUUCUCAGGCGCACGUUUCCUUCCUCGACCCCCGGCAAUCGACUCAGAACAUCAAAUCCGUGAGCUCCAGGGAGCGUGGUAGUGGUAUUCGCUCUGUGAGCUUCUAUGAACACAUAGUGACAGUAGGCACUGGCCAAGGUUCCCUGCUCUUCUAUGAUAUCAGGGCCCAGCGUUUUCUGGAUGGCCCAUCCAGCACACCCGGCGGGUACCGGAAUCGCACUGCAGAGGGCAUCCUUAAACUCACCACGGGGAGAGGAUGGCUGAAUCACGAUGAAACAUGGAGAAGCUACUUUUCCGACGUCCGCUCCUUCCCGAAUGCCGUGUACACACACUGCUAUGACGACUCUGGCACCAAACUCUUCGUGGCCGGCGGCCCCCUUUGUUCUGGCCUACACGGAAACUACGCCGGCCUCUGGAGCUAGCCUCCGUCCAUCAUCCAUUUCGCUCUCAUGUACCAUGGGCUUACAGGCCAUCUUCCAUUCUUCUCCUCACUCCUUUUCACUUCUGGUUUAGCUUCUAUCCAAGAUUAUUUCUCAAAGGACUCAGGAGCAUAGAUGUGGUUCUCAGAUGUUUUUUUUUUUUUUUUCUGAUUGUUCUUGUGUCUUUAAAUUUUCAUUUGCCUAUUGUAGUCCUGAAUUCACAUCUGUUUUUGUGUGUGACGAAGAAAAAGCAGUGACCCUGACACGAUGUCUGAUCUCCUGGAGAAGUUAGUUUGAGUCCUGAAAAAAUUGGCUGCCUGAACCUUUGAGAACUGUAGAAUAGUGUAAAAAUAUAUGAAAAUAUUUAACAGUCUCUCUGGGCAUUACUUUAAAAUUUAUUUUUGUUUCAUUUGCUGAUUUUCUUCUUUUUUUUUUUUUUUUGCCCGAAACAUGGCGUGUUGAGUUUGUUUUGCUGUGUGAAGAUCUGCCGAUCAGCCCUUUUUCUUAGCUCACAGUGGACUGAUAUGACAUUGUGGAUCCUAAAAAGGCUAAGAAUCGGCUUUUGGAGAUGACUCUUGGUACAAUGAACGGACAGCCUGACCUGUAACCUCACUGUGCAGCACUGGACACUGGGGUCAAGACUACAGAUAUAUGAAGAGCACAGAGUAAACAUGGACGUGAUUCGCAUAGCGGUCAAUGAAGACUCGCCUGUUGCUUUCCUUUUUCCCUUAUGUUUUCCAGAAUAAUGGCAGGGAGAGACAAUUGUAGGAAAUCAGAUACAGUUUGUGUUCUGUUUGAGGUAUCUUGGAGAAUGCCUCUUUUAUUGCUGAUUCUGUACUAACACACGCACACACUCGCAUCAAGAUUGCAAUUUUCCCUCUGUGACAUUUAGACAUCUUAUUUAUUUUGUAUUGUUGCCAUCACUAGCACUCAUGACGUUCAGGUACAAUCAUAUUUGUUAGGAUUGUUGCUUCUUAUCUUCUCUGCUCAAAUGCAGGGCAGUAUUGUGUGACAUUGUUGCCUUUCCAGAGUCUUUCUGUGAAAGACUGUUGCAGAUUGAAUUUGUUUAGGCUCUUUCUUUAGUCUUUUUUUUUUUUUUUUUUUUUUACAUGAAAAUCUUCAUGGAAUUGUCACGAAAUUGUUAGUACAAUGAACACAGUAACAGGCAUAUAUUAAGCAGAAAUUAACCAUCACUUUUAAAAUGUAUUUUAUAUAUGAAAUGUAUAUGUAUACAUAUUUGGAAUCUAAUAGAGGGAGAAUACCGUUUAUGUAAAUGUCAGAGGAUAUAUGUGUGUGUGAGUGAACUAAUCUGUCAUUAUUUUGGUGGUGCCCUUUUUUAUACUCACUUCCUGAAUGUUUUUACAGAUUACAAGUGUAAAGCUAUUGUACAAUAUAAAAACAAAACAAGCAAAAGAACAGCAACAUGAGACAUUCUUCAAAAAGAAAAUGAAUAAAAAUUUAUUGAUGUAUUUUUCUUCCA
Molecule: messenger RNA, 3308 nt
Organism: Megalobrama amblycephala (Wuchang bream)
Lineage: Eukaryota; Metazoa; Chordata; Actinopteri; Cypriniformes; Xenocyprididae
Gene: dcaf12
Product: DDB1 and CUL4 associated factor 12
Exons: 9
Coding region: 383-1831 (482 amino acids)
Cellular component (GO): Cul4-RING E3 ubiquitin ligase complex
Molecular function (GO): protein binding
Source: RefSeq, a predicted model, not a curated record